Rhineura floridana is the source of this 2802-nucleotide messenger RNA. RefSeq names its product vomeronasal type-2 receptor 26-like. Gene Ontology annotation, molecular function: G protein-coupled receptor activity. Lineage: Eukaryota; Metazoa; Chordata; Lepidosauria; Squamata; Rhineuridae. The transcript has 7 exons. Bases 1 to 2802 code for a protein of 933 amino acids. Gene Ontology annotation, cellular component: membrane. Gene Ontology annotation, biological process: G protein-coupled receptor signaling pathway. The record is from RefSeq and is a predicted model, not a curated record.
AUGCAACCCAACAAACCAGCACUAGAAGCCAAGAUGGAGAAAAUCUCCACAGCCACCAUGUAUUUCCCUUUGGUGUUCAAGAAGGCCAGAACUACAGUGAUAGUUUUGCCCAACACAGAAGAAACAGAGACAGAGGAGAUGAUGCCAAAAACUGUUUGUCGAAGAAGACAAGAAACUUUCCCAGGCCAGCCAAUGAACAGAAAGGAACUUAGGAAACCCAGCAAGAGAGAGGAAAGCCGAGUGCAGGUGAUGCUCCAGUUGUUGGCUUUGACAAUGGGAGUGUCCUGGUGCAGGAUGAAAGUCCCCACCACUACCAUGGUGAUUGCAAAAAAGAAAAGGACAAAGGAAGUCAGAAUGAUUCCUAAAGGUUCUCCAUAUGAUAACACAGUGCCUAACAACUACCACCAAGUCCUUGCCUUUUUGUUUGCCAUUUAUGAGAUUAAUAAGAAAACCCAGCUCUUACCCAACCACACAUUGGAAUACUUGAUCUCUCAAAAUGCUUACAACAAAAUGGGAACCUCGUAUGCAACCAUGGAUCUCCUUUUUACAAGACACGGGAGUUCUCUUAACUACAUCUGUAACAAGAAAUGCAAGCUAGUGACUGUCAUUGGUGGGCUCACCUCUCAUAACUCUAAGCUGAUGCCACACAUUUUAAAUAUCUACAAGAUGCCACAACUCAGUUAUGACUCCUUUGACCCUGCACUGGGUGAUAAAACACAGUUCCCUUCCGUCUAUCGGAUGAUCCCCAGUGAAAGUCUACAGUAUGUUGGGAUUGCUCAACUGCUUCAGCAUUUUGGAUGGAUGUGGAUUGGCCUUAUUGUUUCAGAUGAUGACAGUGCAGAAAUGCUAUUGAGGACCCUCAUUCCUUGGCUACUCCAGAGCCAUAUUUGCAUUGCUUUUAAGGAAAUUAUUCCAUCGCUGAAGGAUCACUGGGAAGGCUACUGGGGAGAAACCAAAAAAAUUAAUCAUAAUUUGGAAAGAAUACAUUCCGUGCUCUCAUUGACCACAACCAAUGUGAUUCUUGUUCAUGGGGAUUUACGGGCAAUGGAGGGCUUACGAAAGGUUCUAGUGAUACAGGAAUUUGAUGAAAAGAAGCCAAUAGAGAAGGUUUGGAUCAUUACUGCUCAGUGGGAUUUUGCAUCUGUAAUGUUAAGUGAUGUAUUUACACCUAAAUCCUUUAAUGGCACCUUGUCCUUUGCAUUCCACACUAAUGAUGUAGCAGGAUAUGAAGAUAUCCUUGAGACAUUAAAUCCUAAUCAGUUUAAGUUUUAUUUCUUCCAUAACUUUUGGUCCAGUGCAUUUUUGUGCUCAUUCCCAGCAUAUCACAUAUACAAACCACAGGCAAAAAACUGUACUGGGGAAGAGAAGUUGAGGAGCCUUCCUGAAUCUGUCUUUGAAAUGGAGAUGCCUGGCCAGAGCUACAGUAUCUACAAUGCUGUCUAUGCUGUUGCACAUGCUCUCCAUGCCAUGUUGUCAUCAAAUUCGAAGCAGAAAGCAAUUGGGGGUGGAAAUUUUCUGAAAGUUCAACCAUGGCAGCUUCACUCCUUUUUGAAACAUAUCCGCUUCAACAAUAGUGCUGGGGAAGAAAUAUUUUUUGAUGAAAAUGGAGAGUUGGCAGCUGGAUAUGAUGUUAUCAACUCAAUCAUAUUCCCCAAUCAGUCAAUCCAUAGAGUCCGUGUUGGAAGGAUCAACCCUCAGGCAACGGCAGGACAAGAUUUCAUCGUUAAUGCAAGUGCCAUUGUGUGGAAUCAAAAGUUUAGACAGACCGUACCCCAAUCCAGCUGUGUUGAGAGAUGCCAUCCUGGACACAGCAAGAUUGUUCGUCAGGGGCAACAGAUUUGUUGUUACGAUUGUCCUCACUGCUCUGAAGGAAUGAUUUCAAGCCAGAUGGAUGCAAAAUAUUGCAGCAAGUGUCCUGAGGAUCAGCACCCAAACAAAAACCAGGAUUGGUGUAUCCCCAAAUAUAUAACCUAUUUGACCUAUGGCGAUCCAUUGGGAAUCAUUUUGUCUUUCUCUGUUCUGUUCUUCACCCUGAUCACAACUGUGGUGAUGUGGAGUUUCAUUCAGCACAAGAACACCCCCAUAAUCAAAGCCAAUAACUGGAACAUCACAUGCACCCUGCUCAUUUCUCUGUUGCUUUGCUUUCUGUGCUCUUUUUUAUUCAUUGGACGGUCUGAGAAAGUAACCUGCCUUCUCCGUCAAACAGUCUUUGGGAUCAUCUUCUCCCUUGCUGUUUCUUGUGUGUUGGCUAAAACCAUCACUGUGGUUCUGGCCUUCAUGGCCACCAAGCCAGGAAACAGGAUGAGGAAGUGGGUAGGGAAGAGGCUGGCAAUGUCAGUCAUCAUCCUCUGUACUCUUCUUCAAACUGGCAUCUGUGCAGUGUGGCUGGCAACCUCUCCUCCCUUCCCAGAGUUUGACAUGCACUCCCAGACUGACCAGAUCAUUGUGCAAUGCAAUGAAGGAUCAACCCUCAUGUUUUACACUGUCCUGGGCUACAUGGGGCUUCUGGCCAUUAUCAGCUUCACCAUGGCUUUCUUUGCCAGGAGGUUGCCUGAUUCUUUUAAUGAAGCCAAGCUCAUUACCUUCAGCAUGUUGAUUUUCUGCAGCGUUUGGUUAUCUUUUGUCCCAACCUACCUGAGCACCAAAGGGAAAUACAUGGUGGCUGUGGAGAUCUUUUCCAUCUUGGCAUCUAGUGGUGGAUUGCUGGCUUGCAUUUUCCUCCCUAAAUUUUACAUUAUUGUACUGAGACCUGAACUGAAUACCAGGGAUCAGCUUGUAAGGAAAAAGGAUCAUGGUGUCUAG